Molecule: messenger RNA, 6700 nt
Organism: Lactuca virosa
Lineage: Eukaryota; Viridiplantae; Streptophyta; Magnoliopsida; Asterales; Asteraceae
Source: the annotation of a GenBank genome assembly
AUGUUUCAGCCCACCCUCACCCCACACUCCUCCCUCUCUGAUGCAUACUUGUUAACUACUCUUCUCCGUCCCUAUUUCUCAUAUCUCCUUCUUCUUCACUUCUCUGCUACAAAAUUCGUCAAAUGCACUGAAACACCAAAUCUAUCCCCGACUCUUGUUCCGUGGAUUCAAUCGAGAUUUCUACGUUUUUGCGCGGUCAGUCGGAGGUAUUCUGCCGGAAGAAAUGGCAGCAAUCUUGCCACUACGCAUCAGGAAAGAAAUGGGAAUGGCACACCUGAAAGAGAACCUAUGACUCCACAUUCCCUAACAAAAAUGGGUUCUAGAGAGCGUAGCAGCAUGGAGGAUCCAGAUGGGACAUUAUCGAGUGUUGCUCACUGCAUCGAACAGUUACGCCAAAAAUCAUCAUCUUCACAAGACAAAGAGUUCAGUCUGAAACAGUUACUAGACCUGAUCAAUACACGUGAAGGUGCAUUCAGUGCUGUUAGUUCACAUUCUCAAGCAGUUCCAGUUCUAGUAUCUCUCCUAAGAUCAGGGUCACUUGGUGUAAAGAUCCAAGCAGCUACAGUUUUGGGCUCAUUAUGUAAGGAAAACGAACUACGGGUCAAAGUAUUACUUGGGGGUUGCAUUCCUCCGCUUCUCGCUCUUCUAAAAUCAAAAGAAGGUCAAAUCACAGCUGCAAAGACCAUUUAUGCUGUUUCUGAAGGUGAUGCCAAAGAUCAUGUUGGAUCCAAAAUCUUUGCCACUGAAGGGGUUGUUCCAGUGCUCUGGGAGCAACUCGAAAAGGGUUCAAAAGUAGUUGAUGAUUUGCUGACUGGUGCUUUGAGAAACCUGUGUGGGACCACUGAGGGUUUUUGGUCAGCAACAGUCAAAGCUGGGGGAGAAGAUAUCUUGGUAAAGCUAUUAACACAUGACCAGUCAAACACUCAAGCGAAUGUUUGCUUUUUAUUAUCAUGUAUGAUGAUGGAAGAUGCAUCUGUAUGUUCAAAGAUUUCAACUUCUGAAACUACAAAACAACUCCUGAAGCUGUUAGGACCUGGUUAUGAACCUCCAGUUAGAGCACAAGCUGCAUCUGCUUUAAAGUCUCUUUCAGCUCAAAGCAAAAAAGCAAGAAAAGAUAUAGCAAGUUGUAAUGGCAUCCCUUCUUUGAUUAAUGCCACAAUAGCUCCUUCAAAAGAAUUUAUGCAAGGUGAAGAUGCACAAGCUUUACAAGAGAACGCGAUGUGUGCUCUUGCCAAUAUUUCCGGUGGGUUGUGCCAUGUCAUCACUAGUCUCGGUCAAAGUCUUGACUCGUGCACUUCACCUGGACAGGUGGCGGAUACAUUAGGAGCUUUAGCUUCUGCUCUUAUGAUAUACGGUAAUGAAUCAGAAACCAACAGAGCAUCAGAUCCAUUUGACAUUGAGUUGACUUUAGUCAAACAGUUUAAGCCACGUGUGCCAUUUUUAGUCCAGGAGCGCACCAUAGAAGCUCUUGCUAGUUUGUAUGGGAACGCCACCCUUUCAAGCAAACUUUCAAAUCCUGUCUCAAAACAUUUAUUAGUUGGUUUGAUCACAAUGGCAACCAAUGAAGUUCAAGACGAGUUAAUAAAAUCACUACUUGUUUUAUGCAACAAUGAGGGCAAUUUGUGGAAUGCUUUACAAGGUCGUGAAGGCGUUCAGAUGUUGAUUUCUCUUCUUGGACUUUCAUCAGAACAGCAACAGGAAUGUGCUGUUGCAUUGCUUUGUAUGUUGUCAAAUGAGAAUGAUGAAAGUAAAUGGGCAAUCACAGCUGCUGGUGGAAUCCCGCCACUUGUACAAAUUCUUGAAACGGGGUCCGCAAAAGCACGUGAAGAUUCUGCUACAAUUCUUGGGAACCUCUGUAAUCACAGUGAAGAUAUAAGGAACUGUGUUGAAAGUGCUGAUGCUGUUCCUGCUUUGUUAUGGCUGUUGAAAAAUGGAAGCUCAAAUGGGAAAGAGAUUGCUGCAAAGACAUUGAACCAUUUGAUUCGAAGAUCAGAUACAGCAACUAUAAGUCAACUCACUGCACUGUUGACCAGUGACCUUCCGGAAUCCAAAGUUUAUGUUUUGGAUGCGUUAAAAAGUUUACUUUCCAUUGCCCCGAUUACUGAUCUACUACGUGAAGGUAGUGCACCCAAUGAUGCAAUUGAAACAAUGAUCAAGAUUUUAGGGUCUACAAAUGAAGAGACACGUGCGAAUUCUGCCAUGGCUCUUGGUGGGAUCUUUAAUCUAAGAAAGGAUUUACGUGAAAGCAGUAUGGCUAUCAAGACUCUUUCCUCUGUGAUGAAACUUUUGGAUUCUGAUUCUGAGACCAUUUUGGCAGAGUGUUGUGGGUGUCUUUCUGCAAUUUUUCUAUCAGUGAAAGAAAAUCAUGAUGUGGCUGUUGUUGCAAGGAACAUGCUACCUGCAUUACUGACACUUUCAAGAUCUUCAGCUUUACAAGUUGCAGAACAGGCUUUAUCUGCUUUGGCAAGCCUUUUGUUGGACAAUGAAGUUGUGGAGAAACUUUCACCUCAAGAAAUCAUUAUGCCAGCCACUAGAGUUCUUCUUGAAAAGAAAGCCACCAGAAAAAACCAUGCUGCAUUAGCGAUUUCCCGCCUUCGAUUGGAUUCUGUUUCUACCUUAACUGAGUACGUGAAUGAAACUGGAACAGUUCUUGCAUUGGUUUCUUUCAUGGAAUCGAGUAAUUCUGGAGCUAUUGCCACGUCAGCAGGACUAGAUGCACUCGUUGUUUUGUCAAGACUAAAAGGAUCAGGUGACAUCAAACCUGCAUGGGCAGUGCUGGUUGAACAUCCAGAGAGUAUAACUCCCAUUGUUUCAUUGAUCAAUGGUGCAACUACUCUCUUACAGGACAAAGCAAUAGAAAUCUUGUCAAGGCUUUGCCAUGAUCAAUGUGUUGUUCUUGGAAACGCGAUUCUACAAUCUCAUUGCACUUCUUUGAUUGCAAAAAGAGUAAUCGAUUCAUCAAACACAAGAGUUAAAAUUGGUGGGACUUCGCUUCUCGUUUGUGCUACAAAAGUAAAUAUCCAAAGAGUGAUGGAGGACCUCCAUGAAGCAAAUUUUCAUUCCCAAUUUAUUCGGUCUCUUGUUUUGAUGUUAAGUUCUCCUGUUUCUUCUCAUUCGGAAGACAUGGACUCCAUAAGCAUCUGCAGAUGUCCUGGUGAGAAAAGGACUAGUACAUCAGUUAUAAAUGGUGCUAGCAUCUCGAUCUGGCUACUUUCUGCUAUUGCUAGCCAUGAUGAAAAAUAUAAAAUUCAGAUUACAGAAGCAGGAGCUGUUGAAAUUCUUACAGGAAGAAUCUCACGUCUAUUGCCAUACAGCCAGUUGGAUGUUGAUGAGGAUAAUAGCAUCUGGAUAUGCACACUACUGUUAGCAAUUCUAUUCCAAAACAGAGAUAUUAUACGUGCAAGUGCAACAGUAAAAGCUAUUCCAGCUCUUUCUUCUUUGUUAAGAUCAGAAGCGCCAGCCAACAGAUACUUUGCUGCACAAGCUAUAUCCAGUCUAGUCAGCAAUGGAAGCAGGGGAACACUUCUUUCUGUUGCCAACUCAGGAGCUGCAAAUGGGCUCAUAUCAUUACUCGGGUGUUCCAAUUCCGACUUACAUGAUUUCCUUCAAUUAUCCCAAGAAUUCUCUUUGCCACCUCACCCAGAAGAAGUCGCUCUCGAGAGAUUAUUUAGAGUUGAUGACAUCAGAGUCGGUGCCACUUCACGAAAGUCAAUCCCCACUCUUGUUGACCUCCUGAAACCAAUCCCGGAUCGACCCGGUGCCCCGUUUCUCGCACUCGGACUUCUAAUCCAGCUCAGUACUGAUUCUCCAUCCAACAAGAUCGCUAUGGUGGAAUCCGGUGCUUUAGAAGCUCUAACAAAGUACCUCUCACUCGGUCCACAAGAUGCAACCGAAGAAGCUGCCACCGAUCUACUUGGCAUCCUAUUUGGCACUGCUGAGAUACGAAAACACGAGUCAGCAUUCAGUGCGGUGACUCAGCUUGUUGCUGUGUUACGUCUAGGUGGAAGGCGUGCGCGAUACAGUGCUGCUAAAGCACUUGAAAACCUCUUUUCUGCUGAUCAUAUAAAAAACGCGGAAUCUUCUCGCCAGGCUGUACAACCAUUGGUGGAAAUUUUGAACAAUGGUUUGGAAAAGGAACAGCAUGCUGCUAUUGCAGCAUUGGUUAGGCUUCUCAGUGAUAACCCAUCCAGAGGGCUUACUGCUGCUGAUGUGGAAUUAAAUGCGGUUGAUAUCCUUUGUAGAAUUCUUUCAUCGAAUUCUUCAAUGGAGUUGAAAAGUGAUGCUGCUGAAUUAUGCUGUGUGCUAUUCGAAAACACAAGGAUCAGAUGUACUGUUACUGCUGGUCGUAGUGUCGAGCCGUUAAUUUCGCUUCUCGUUUCCGAAUUUACCCCUGCUCACCUUUCGGUUGUUCGUGCACUCGAUAGACUCAUAGAUGAUGAGAAUUUAGCCGAAUUGGUUUCAGUACACGGUGGAAUAAUCCCUCUUGUGGGACUUUUACACGGGAAAAACUACAUGCUUCAUGAAGCAACCUCUUUAGCUCUCGUGAAAAUGGGAAAAGAUAGACCUUCUUGCAAGAUUGAAAUGGUGAAAGCUGGAGUCAUUGAUAAUAUUCUCAAAAUCCUCCAAGAAGCACCGGAUUUUCUUUCUGCUGCUUUUGCUGAAUUGCUAAGAAUCUUGACAAACAAUGCUAUAAUCGCAAAAGGUCAAUCUGCAGAGAAAUUGGUCAAACCCCUUUUCGUGUUGUUAACAAGACCAGAGCUUGGACCCGAUGGACAACAUAGUGUUUUGCAGGUUUUAGUGAAUAUCUUUGAGCAUGAACAAUGUCGUACUGAUUACAUCUUGUCCCCUCACCAAGCCAUUGAACCUCUCAUUCCUUUACUAGAUUCUAAUUCUACAGCAGUUCAAAAGACAUCAGCUGAGCUUUUAUCUUAUCUUCUUCUUGAAGAACAUUACCAGAAGGAUUCCAUGAUACAACAAGUGAUCGGUCCAUUAAUGCGAGUUCUUGCUUCCGGGAUUCCGAUUUUGCAGCAAAGAGCUUUAAAAGGUCUUGUUAGCAUUGCACUCACUUGGCCUAAUGAGAUUGCAAAAGAGGGUGGUGUAAGUGAAGUAUCAAGAGUCAUAAUGCUAUCCGAUUCCUUUCUUACAAAUCCUUUGUGGGAAUCUGCUGCUACUGUUUUAUCUAGUAUACUUCAGUUCAGUUCAGAGUUCUAUCUUGAAGUGCCCAUUGCAGUUUUGGUACGUUUGCUACAUUCAAACUCAGAAGCCACUGUAAUCGGUGCACUGAAUGCUCUUUUAGUCCUGGAAAGUGAUGAUUCCAUGAGUGCAGUAGCCAUGGCAGAAAGCGGUGCAAUUGAGGCUCUUUUGGAGCUUCUGAGGUGUCAUUUAUGCGAAGGAACUGCUGCAAGAUUGCUUGAAGUUUUACUACAUAAUGUGAAGAUUCGAGAAACGAAAGCUAUCAAAUCAGCUAUCUUACAGCUAUCACAAUACCUGUUACAUCCGCAAACUCAAGCUCAACAAGCGAGAUUGUUGGCAACUCUUGCUCUUGGAGAUCUGUUUCAGAAUGAAAGUUUGACACAAUCUAGUGAUGCUGUUGUGGCGUGUCGUGCUUUGGUGAAUGUGCUUAUCGAUCAACCUUCUGAAGAAAUGAAAGUGGUGGCUAUCUGUGCUUUGCAGAAUCUUGUGAUGUCUAGUCGCCCAAAUAAAAGAGCAGUUGCAGAAGCUGGCGGGGUCCAGGUGGGACUGGAUCUGAUUGGUUCAAGUGAUGGUGAUACAUCGAUUCAGGCAGCAAGGUUUAUUAAGCUUCUUUUCUCUAACAAUGCCAUCCAAGAGUAUGCCUCUAGUGAAACUGUCAGAGCUAUAACUGCUGCUAUUGAAAAGGAUUUGUUGGCUAAUGGAAUGGUAAACGAAGGGUAUCUGAAAGCUCUGAAUGCUCUCUUUGGCAAUUUCCCACGUUUAAGAGCCACUGAACCUGCAACAUUAAGCAUCCCACAUUUAGUGACAUCUCUGAAGACAGGGUCAGAAGCAACUCAAGAAGCUGCAUUAGAUGCACUAUUUCUUCUGAGGCAAGCAUGGUCAGCUUGCCCACCUGAUGUCUCCAAAGCCCAAUCAGCUGCUGCUGCAGAUGCAAUUCCAUUGUUGCAGUAUUUGAUCCAAUCAGGGCCUCCCCGAUUUCAUGAGAAAGCCGAAUUCUUGUUGCAGUGUUUGCCGGGGACAUUAACAGUGACGAUUAAACGUGCCAAUGAUUUGAGACAGUCAGUUGGAAACCCUAGUGUGUACUGCAAGGUUACACUGGGAAAUUCUCCUUCAGUGCAAACUAAGGUGGUAUCAACUGGGCCAAAUCCUGAAUGGGAUGAGAACUUUGUGUGGUCAUUUGAAAGCCCUCCAAAAGGCCAAAAGCUACAUAUCUCAUGCAAGAAUAAAAGCAAGAUGGGGAAGAAAUCAUUCGGGAAAGUGACUAUCCAGAUUGACCGUGUUGUGAUGAUGGGAGCAGUGGCGGGUGAAUACGCUUUGUUGCCACAAAGCAAAACUGGGGCCUCCAGGAUUCUUGAAAUAGAAUUUCAAUGGUCAAACAAGUAAAAUUAUCUGGCUCAUGAGUAUAUAUAGCGAGGUCAUACGUUCAGAUCUUUUUUUGGUACACACAAAGAAUAAAUCAUAACAAGAAAUCACAAGGACGUGUGUUAUUUUUCUCUUUUAUUGUGCC